CAACCAAGACAGCGCCAACAACCACGUUCAACAAAAGCUGUCUUCUCAAUUCGAACAAACAUUCAUCUUCUGACCAAAAAACGAUGGUUCCGUAACUGACUCAUUGCCAACUCCGCCCUGUCACAAUAGAAUAAAGCCACUAUGUGGGGUUUAGACCGCCUCUCUGCCGCAUCAACACCCUCGGGCACGCCUCCUCCUCGUCGUGAUUCCUACUCACCAGCCCCUAGAAGGGCGUAUACAGGUUCAGGCCCGGGUCCAUUACCGGCUCGCCCAGGCUUGCCCACCAGGACAUCGUCACUAUCGCUCGCCAACUCCCCAGCCUCCUCUUCAACCAGUCUCCCGUCCACCGUACGACCCCCAAAUGGCUCUACGCGCAGAAGGCAAGGGACUGUCGGGGCUCCACCGAAUGUCCCCGAUCCGAUCCAAGUUUUAGAAUCUAUCAUGGGAGGACCACCGCGCAAACCAGUCACAAGGGUAGACACACCUGUAGAACCCGCGAAGAAGCCGGAUGUCGUGGUUGUAGAGAUAGACUUUGGCGGUCUGAGCCUGAAGGAGUUCGCGGCGGCGGAGACAGCAGAGAUACGGCACUCUUCUCCUGUACAUACAUAUAGUGCACAAUCAGUUGAAGAAUACGAUAAGGAGAAAGACAAGUUUCUAGAUCUGCAUCAAUCCAUUGUCGCCUGCGACGAGGUAUUGAAGUCCGUUGAAACAUACCUUACAAACUUUCAAUCGGAUCUUGGUGCUGUCUCCGCCGAGAUCGAGAGCUUACAGAAUCGUUCGAUAGCGCUCAACACAAAACUUGAGAACCGAAAGGUUGUAGAGAAGCUUCUUGGUCCAGCUGUUGAAGAUAUCAGUAUCUCGCCCGCUGUGGUACGCAAGAUCGCAGAAGGUCCCAUCGAUGAGGCCUUUGUGAGAGCACUAUCUGAACUAUCUGCGCGCUCAAAGACUAUCGCCUUUAAAUCAAAGGAUCAACCAGACUGGAAGGCCCUAGCUGAUAUCCAACCCCUGAUCAACGAUCUCACCAAUAAAGCUCUUGAACGAAUCCGUGAUUACAUUGUAGCACAGAUAAAAGCAAUCCGCUCACCUUCGAUCAAUGCACAGAUCAUUCAACAGCAAGCAUUCUUGCAAUACAAGGAUCUAUAUGCCUUCCUCGCUAAGCAUCAGCCGGAGCUGGCGCAACAGAUCGCGCAGGCUUAUGUAUAUACGAUGCGCUGGUAUUAUUUGAACCAUUUCACACGAUACCGCACGGCCUUGGAAAAGCUCAAACUCCAUGUCCUCGACAAAUACGACGUUCUAGGCGAGGAUCCCUCUGCAAAGCGCAGUGGCGCGCUGCUAGGAACUGCACGUGCAGUUCCCUCGGCAUACGAUGCGUUCUCUUUGGGUCGUCGAAUGGAUCUACUCAAGAGCACCAGCCCCAAUGCUCUCACUGCUUACCUCGCUGAGGAAGAGAAAUCCGCUCACUACCUCGAAGUGCCCUUCCGUUCCUUCAAUCUUGCCCUUAUCGACAAUGCGUCCUUCGAAUACACCUUCCUCUCUACCUACUUCUCCCCCUCUCAAAACUAUCACGCAAUCUCCCGAACAUUCACACAAAUCUUCGAGCCCACCCUCGCCCUCGGUCAAUCCUUGACGCGCCAACUCACCGAUUCGACAACCGACACCCUGGGAAUCCUCCUCAGUGUGCGGAUCAAUCAGCACCUCGCCUUUGAACUCCAGCGCCGCAAAGUUCCUGCGGUUGAGAAUUAUAUCAACGCAACGAACAUGCUCCUCUGGCCCCGUUUCCAACAAAUCCUCGACCUCCAUUGCACCUCCCUCAGUAAACUAACAGCAUCUCUCCCCAACAAGCCCUCCGCUGCAUCUUCCAUCCUCUCAUCGUCAUCCUCUUCGCACGCAGCUUCUUCAACCGCCCCAACACCACUCACGCAACGCUUUGCAAAUCUCAUUCAUGGCAUAUGCGCCCUCUCCAGCGAAGCAGGCGACGACGAACCCGUCAGCGUCUCCGUUGGCCGCCUGAGAAACGAGUACGAAGCGUAUCUCACCAAAGCAUCGAAAGCGCUAAGUGAUCAACGCAAGAAAGAACGCUUCCUGCAGAACAAUUACAGCCUAGUAGUUACUAUUUUGGCGGAUGUAGAGGGCCGUCUGGGUACUGAGACGAGGUCGCAUUUCGAGAAGCUGAGAGAUGCAUAUGGUACAUAGCCUGCGUGUACAUCUUCUUAUUAGCGUUGGAUGUUCCUUUGGCUGUGUCUCUCUUCUUGUUCGGAUUAUAUACUGGGGCGUCACAGUGCAUCCUUUAGCCUUGUCGUCUUUUGGGUAGCGUAGAGAGCGUGUAGCAUCUUUUUACUUUAGGCCAGAUUAUGUGAUUAAAUCCUUCGUCAUUUCGCAAGUCGAAUGACACCGUCAGAUUUUGAAAUCAUGUCGCAAAC
Molecule: messenger RNA, 2420 nt
Organism: Aaosphaeria arxii CBS 175.79
Lineage: Eukaryota; Fungi; Ascomycota; Dothideomycetes; Pleosporales
Product: Sac2 family protein
Exons: 2
Coding region: 142-2193 (683 amino acids)
Biological process (GO): Golgi to vacuole transport; endocytic recycling; retrograde transport, endosome to Golgi
Cellular component (GO): GARP complex
Molecular function (GO): syntaxin binding
Source: RefSeq, a predicted model, not a curated record